Messenger RNA from Saxophila tyrrhenica, 3006 nucleotides. RefSeq lists its product as uncharacterized. NCBI's taxonomy places the organism in Eukaryota, Fungi, Ascomycota, Dothideomycetes, Mycosphaerellales, Extremaceae. Bases 1 to 3006 code for a protein of 1001 amino acids. Gene Ontology annotation, molecular function: protein binding. The record is from RefSeq and is a predicted model, not a curated record. The transcript has 3 exons.
AUGCCGCGCCGGCAGAAGCAGGUCGAGCUGUCUAAGAAGCUGUCCAUUACUGGGAACACUAUCAUUGGCGACAACAAUAACGUGAUCGCCGGAAGGGCGCCUCAAGUCGCACGCUCACCCCAACAGGAGGUCGAAGAAUGGCUGAUGCGCUGGGGCGGCCCACUACCAGAGUCGGCUGCUGCUGCGUAUCCAUACCUUAUGGAAACCAGUACGGACAAGCUCAUGAAGGAUCAACAGUUCAAGCAAUGUCUUAACUUGGAGGCGUCGACGCUGCUUCUCUGGGGCGACGCUGGAGCUGGCAAGACUACAGCAGUACGACAUGUGUGCAAGCGCCUGCUGGAGGGGAAGAAGGGGAAAGUCACAGUCCUUCUCGUCCGGUUCGACAAAUCAGAGCGAAGACCGCAGACUCUGGAGUGGACUCUCAUGAGCCUUUUGCGACAGCUGCUUGCUCAGCACCAAGACCGCUUCGACUAUGUGUAUGAGUUGUACGAAAAGAACAGCGAACGAUGCCCCGGUGCAGGUGAUACAGCACUUGCUAUAGAAAGAGCAUUUCCGACUGCAGAGAGCGCGUGCAUCCUAAUAGAUGCCAUUGAUGAGUGCGAUGAUCCUAAGCGGGCGAAGUUGCUUGAGCAUAUACGUAACAUUCAGCAAGCCUGCGGGUUUGGCGUCAUCAUCACAGAUCAAAUUGAUGACCGGACAGAAUGCGAAACAACAUUCCCUGGUCGGACAGUAAGGAGAUCUGUGUCCGACCCCGCUGAUAUCGAGCAGUACGUACACCAACGCUUGGGGUCCGGAGAACUACCGAUUGCCGCGAAAGACGCAAGACUGAGAUCAAAGGCAGCAGACACCGUGAUACAGGAGUCACGUGGGGUUUUUGCCUUCGCUCAAAUCAAUUGCAGCUUCCUGGAGGAAAGACGGAGUAAAGACGAAGACCAACUCGACUCGGAUCUAGACACUAUCUCAAGCCGAACUCCCGCUUCUCCAGCGUAUAUCAAGCAAGUCCAGGUGAUGUACCAACGUUACCUCGAGCGUCUCGAACCUGGGAGCCACGACAACAACUUGGCGAUCAGAGCUUUCCGCUGCAUUCUAGACGCACAAAGGCCGCUCACGGAAGGAGAACUCUGCCAUGCGGUGCUCUGGGCCAUGGAGAACCCGAACACCAACACGCCACCAACCUGGCCCGAUGUUCGACAAAGCUGUCUGGGUCUCAUCGAGCUUCACAACGUCGGCAGCGGCGUCUCAGUUGUGCGUCUCAUCCAUCCGGCGCUUCGCGUGCUUCUCGAGUCGCGUCAGCAAACGCAGAGCUUUGCGGAUUACCUUCCGCAAAUUACACUUGGUGUGGCUUGCGCUCGGUAUUUGGCUCGUUCAGUCUUCGACUCCGGACCGUGCUUAGAGGAAGGAAAUCUUGAGGCUCGGCUAAAGAAGUAUCCACUUCUGAUCUAUGCCGCUAGGCACUGGAGUGAUCAUUGGAGGCAUCAAAGCAAUGCGAAUCCAAUGAUGGGGUCCUUCCCCAAAGCGGCAUUGGGAUUCUUGCGAAGCGACGGCAAUGUGGAAAGUGCCGCGCAGGUGAACGAAUUGCACGAUCCAGUGGCUCGUGCUUUGCUGCAGGCGUCACAACACGGCGCUCAGAACAUCAUCGGAACGCAACUGUUGCCUGUGGGUACUAAAAUGAGAAAGAGUCCGCUGAGACUGAACCAACGCACAGGUAUGCACAUUCUUUGUGAGCACGGCAUCCUUGAGCUUGCAAAAGAGCUGCACCACAGUGACCACACAGAUCGCCUUGUGCGUAGGCCUGAUGCUGAUGGCCGCACUCCGCUGCAUUUCGCCGCAAACUCUGGACAUCGCGAGCUGGUCGAGCAUCUGUUGAGCAACAAGGCGGACAGGAACGAGAGAGAUCAUGAUGAGCAAACCGCCUUUAUACUUGCCUGCCGAAACGGACACACGACAGUAAUUGAUGCGUUGUUCCAAGGAGGUGACGAACUUGAUACAGCAUUAGGACUCCAUAAUGCGGUAAGAGGACACCACGUCGAAGUUGUCAAGCAGCUCCUGGACAGACAGUUGCCCGCGGACGAACUUAAUGCGAAAGGCUUCUCGCCAUUGCAUAUCGCAGCGCUGGAUGCGAAUGUGAUCAUGGUUGAGACGUUGGAGCCUCGUGCGACAAAGGGUCACAUGGCUGGAUGCGACCCACAAGGGAACACCGUCAAUCCUCAGUGCGCGAACUAUGGACUGAAUGCAUUGCACCUGGCAUGCAGAAACGCUAGAGGCGCAGAGACCGUCAAGUGUUUGCUCGAAGCGUGGGGCCGCGAGUUCUGCAAUAUCCGCGACAAGCGUAAUCGAGCACCUCUUCACAUUGCUAUCAAGUACUCCGCUGGCGCAACUGUCCAGUACCUCCUUGCUGAUAACGGAAGGGAUGUCGCCAUCGAUGUCACGAUUCAGGACGACAGAGGGAGAACGCCAUUAAUGCUGGCUAUUAAAUAUUGCUACCUCAGCUUCGUCAAUACUUUAUGCGAUCACAUCUCGCAAGCAGUAGCGGCUUCCAAAUCACUGGAAUGGGAUCUACCGGAUGUCAACGGCCAUAAUGCUCUCGAUUACGCCGGCAUGUAUGGCACCGAUCCUAUCCGUGAAGCUGUCAGGAACCUUAAGAGGACCACAACUGGCAGACAUUCCCGAGGCAGACCGACAACAGCGCGUACAGGCUCGGCAAGAUCAGUAUUGCAGAUUGAUGUCCUGUCGCCGCACGCUGAUGGGAAGAACUACACGCAAACGCUGAGUCCAACCGAUCUGCCACCCGAAAAAGGCAGACGGCACUGGCGCUUUCGCUCCCAGUCGAGCUCGAAAAGUUUUGCAUCCGCCGCUUCGGGUACCGCCAGCCCAACAAGCGAAGCUGGCUCGUCGCCCACCCAAGGUGAGAGUCCUCGAAGACGACAGCUGCAUCUUCGGCAGAAGGCGAGCAAUGCAUGGAACAGCCUUCUCGGGAACAAGAAGCCUCAAGACGCCCCAGGGUGA